AUUUAAUUUUUUUCAAGUAUUGCUGUGUAUGUGAUAUCAAUAAAACUAGUGAUGAUAUUAGUCGUGUGCACCAGUACUACAAUGUUUAAGAAAACGUUAACACUAUUCGCCGGAUUGAUACACUGUCUGCUCCCUUCCCUACAUACACUUCCCUCUAAUAGUAUUGUCAAUGAUGUGCAGACAAUACCAAAAGGCAAUUGUCAGGUGAACUGUACGGCCGACUACUUCGACGAGGGGAAGGACUGUCACGACUCGCGCGGUCAAUGCAAUUGCAUAGCGCACUGUUGCCUGGCGUUUGACUGCCGAAACUGGGGGAACCUCGUCCAGUGUCGGCGCAAAUGUAAUGUCGUGCCCAACAAAUUUGGCAAACAGUCCCACCAAAUGAAUUGCGAGCAAUACCUGUGCGACAAAGCCUAUUACGACCCGAGUUGGGACGCCCGGGGCACCGAUGAUCGGCAACGCAAUUGUGUGGAGCACUGUUGCUAUGCCUUUGACUGUCGCAAGGCGUCGGGAUAUUGUCGCCAGACGUGCGGUGUGGACGUGUGGGUCACCCAUAGGCCCGGAUAA
Oppiella nova is the source of this 567-nucleotide messenger RNA. NCBI's taxonomy places the organism in Eukaryota, Metazoa, Arthropoda, Arachnida, Sarcoptiformes, Oppiidae. The record is from the annotation of a GenBank genome assembly.